AUGGCAAACAGUAAGAGAAAAUACGAAGCUCCUUUCAUUAGUGCAGGUACAUCAUUGCUGCAUCUGCAUGCUGUGGGGGAAACUUCACCUGCUGAAUUUAUGCCCUGCUGAUGGAAGUUGUUGUCCAAAACUUUUGGCGGGAACUUGACUGGCUAAGACUGCACCAGAAGGAAAAUGCUAGGCCAAAAAUGGGGCAACUGUGGCCCUACAGAUAAAUGAUGACUACAUCUCCCAUCACCCUUCCCUUUGGCAAUGCUGGCUGGGGCUGAUGGGAGUUGGACUUCAGCGACAUCUGGAAGGCCCUGGUCCCUGGGCUGCCCAAAAGACCAUUAUUUCUGGGAUAUUUUAGGCCCAUAAAACUCCAGUUGUUGAUAACUGGAUAAGCCCUGUUUAGGGAAGUUUUUAAUAUUUAAUGCUGUAUUGUUUUUAACACUCGAUUGGGAGCUGCCCAGAGUGGCUGGGGAAACUCAGCCAGAUGGGUGGGGUAUAAUUAAUAUAUUAUUAUUAUUAUUAUUAUUAUUAUUAUUAUUAUUUGCAUGGAAUCUUCAAAAUAUUGAGCAUAAUAUGGAACAGAUUGAAUUUUUUUGUACAAUUUAUUAUUAGUAUUAGUAAUAGUUUUUAGUAUCGCCAUCAGCUGGUGCAGUUCAAAUGUUCUCUACCACCGUUUGCUUGUUGUUGUUUUUCCAUUUUUCUUCUUUAAAAAAUUCUGCUGAACAGUUUUUCCAUGUUUCUUCUAAAUGCUUCUAUUUGCUCUACCUUUUACUGAAUGCAAGAGGGUGGUAAACAGGAUGCAGGACAUCUGGGCAGAUACAGAUGGUGCUGAAAUAAGAGGAAGUGAAACAGAAAACAGAGCUAAAACAGGCCGUGAAUGUUGAGACCUGGUUGAUGGUAGUAAAAACGCUACCUAGGACAAAUAUCUGGAUCUUCAUCUGAAGUUCAUUUAUAGGACCAAAUGAUCCUAGGAAAUGUGCUUUUGAAACCAAGAUUGGUGACUGAAGUAUGUGUCUGCUCUUCUCCUUCUGCACACUAAUUAAAAAUAUUAAACUACUUUUAUCUCCUCAAAAGACUUCAGUGAGAGUAUAUACACACCAUGCAUUUAAAGCACACUCUUAACCCAAAGAAUUCUGGGAACUUUGGCCUGUCAGAACUACAAUUCCAGGCACCCUUAACAAACUUAUUCCCAGGAUACUUUGGGAGAAAUCAUGUCCCCUAAAUGUAUGGUGUUGGAGUCUAGCAGUAAACAAUAAAAUGCCAUUAAAAACUUUUUAAAAGGAGCAACAAUUACAAUAAGAAUCAAAAUGCACCCAGUAAAACUUUCAAAAGCUAGCACGUGAGAGCUUUCUCUCUCACACACACACACACAUUCAGAGCAGCAGCAGCUAAUGUUUUUGCCACAAUUUUAAUUCCAUGUCUGCUAAAUUUCCUAGUAUUUGGCAUUGGAACAGGGCCAGUUUUUAAAAAGGUGGGGAACUCUAAGUAAAAAUUAUAUAUUUUUGUUCGUGUGAUGGCUCUAGCUGUUUAUAAUUUAGAAGCUACUGAGCCAUGCAAGGUUCUUCUUCAGAAUUAAAGUCACCUUCUGAUCUAGUGGUCACAGAAACACAUCCCUUUCCUGUAACCCACCCUUCUGAGUCCCCCCCUCUCCCCCACUAAUGUUCCACUGAUCCUUCCGCAUUGCCACAGAAGCAUGUCCUUUUCUCACAGACAGGACCCCACCCACUUGGGCACCCAUGAAAUACAAAAUAAAAUGUCUCCCAUAUUUAAUUUCAUAUGUUAGCUUAAGGGGAGAAAUAUUACCUUGACACAAAGCUAUGCACAAUCACUUGGCGUCAACUAAUUAACUCUGUGGGGUAUACUUCACAGUGAGCCUUCGUAGGAUUGCACUGUAAAUGGAUGUCAAAUCAAAUUAUAGUAGAAUCCCAUGCAUGUUUCCUCAGAAGUAAUACCCACUGUGUUCAGUGAGGAUUAUUCAUUUGGGAAGUGUGUACAGGAUCCUUUGGGAAGUGUGUGCGGCCUUAGAGUUAGUGGUUGUUCAAGGUUGGGUCAUGUAUUCUACGUGUGUGAGAGUAUAUGAGUGGCUUUUUAAUGGAUUAGUUUAGAACAUAGGGAGAGUUAUGUUGGAUGAGGCCAAUGGCUCAUCUAGUCCAGCAUAGGUUUGUCCUCCGAGACAGAUAAAUUUGUCAAAGGUUGUUAAUCAGGUCUGAGUGUUUUCUCCAUAGAACUCAGCACUGUAAAGUUUUCAAACCUCACAACUGUAAAAAUAAGCUUGAAAGUGGUUGGGCAGUGCCUGGAAACAAAUCUUGGAAGAUGGCAUAAGGGUGCUGAAUAUGCUUCUCAGCAGCUUCCUUGUCCCUGGGAUAACAAGAAACCGCAAGUCAAAUUAUGCAAUAAUUCCAGGUAGCCUUCAAAGCUUUUGACCAGGACUGAACACCAGAUUCACAUGGCGUGGAAGUGAACAAUAUCUUGUUUCCCACUCUUGGCAAGGAGACACAAAUGCUUGCCCAAGGAACAGGUUGUCAUCACAUCUUUUUCUUCAUUUGCAGCAUCUCCCACAGCCCCAGUCGUCUUCCCAUUGUCCCCCUGUUGCCAAGACCUCGCCACUGCCUCCCAGGUUACCGUGGGCUGUCUGGUCUCUGGCUACUUUCCCGAACCAGUCAAAGUACAGUGGAAUUCAGGAUCCGCAUCUGACAUCCGGACCUUCCCUGCUCUAUUGGAUUCAUCCAGUGGCCACUACACCCUCAGCAGCCAGCUCACCAUCCCAACCAGCACUUGGGAAUCAGAGAAGCUUCAAUGCCAUAUUGUACAUACAGCUACCAGCUCCACAAUCAACAAAGAGCUUGGACGUGAGUCUGGUUGAGCCUUUGUGUUAUCUGCUUUCUUCCUCCUUCAGUGUUUGUUGGGUGGAGCAGAAAGAAAUGAAAUAUGGAUUGUGUGGGUGAAGGGAUGGAUAAUGAUUGCAAUAUUUUUGGUCCUACCACCUGACUUUUGUAUCCUCAGAAGCACAUUGAGCACUACAAAGAACACUCACAAAUAUUGUGGGUUGUAUCCAACCAAAUUCUAAUCAAGAGUAGACCCACACAUUGAAAUUAAGGAACCUAAAUUGGCCAUGCCCAUUAAUUUCAGUGGGUAUGACUAUCAAUGGAUACAACCUAGCAAGAUCAGAUGUAGGGAAUCCUUGGCCCUCCAGAUUUGCUGAACUAAGACUCCCAAUUGACCAUUCUUACUUAUGAGAGUUAUAUUUCAGCAACAUCUGGAGAGCCAAAGGUUCCCCACAUGUGCCUGUGAUAGACAAGACAGCAGUGGGAAGAAAGGAUUUAGAAUUAUCCAGUUAAUAGUGAUUCAAAUUUAGGGAAAGUCAGGUUGCACCAUGACAGAUUGUAGCAAUAGGUGUCAAAAUUCAGCAAAAACACCCUCUUCAUUUUUCUUAUGAGAAUAUUAGCGACACAGGAUGCUCUGCACACACACAUACACACAGAGAGACACUUUCUUAAAUUAGUCUUUUAAGAAACAACAACAAAGGGAACGGUGCAAUUAACAUAUGUGAUCUCAUUUCAACUGUUUAUACAUAGUUUACCAGCCCUCUUAGUGGUCCUUAAGCCUACUUAGAACCGACAAUGAAACAGAAGAGGGAACUGCCCUCCACUCCUUGGCACUGGGACCAGCAAAGUGAAAUUUGAUGUUUAAGAAAAGAAGUGGGUUUAGUGCAGGGAUUCAGAAGAGAAAGAGGAAUAAGCUUGAUUCACAGAGAGUGAGGCUGUUCUACCCUCUCUGGGAAAGGCUAGCAUAAGGAGAGAGGGAAAUGAAUACAGGAACCAAAGGAACUAAUGGCAGGUGAAUUAGAAGCCACUCACAUUUAGGGAAUUGGGGGGGGAUUCAGUUCAGUUUGCAUUUCAAUAGAAACUAAUUCACACUACCUGGAAUAAUGCACAAACAGAAAGCCCAUUCUCCUAAAUUCGUGGCUCUCUGAAUUUUGUGAUGCAGUUCCCCUGCCCAAAAAGUGUGCAAAAAUAUACAAAAAAUACAUAUAUUCACAAAAAAAACAGUGCACACAAAUGUAUUAUGUUCAGGAAAAUUGUUUCCAGAUUGUGUAUUUAUUCAGCAAAACUGCAUACAAGACAUGAAUAUUAAGCACAGUUUGUACUAAAAUCCUGGCUAAUUCUCAACUAAAUAAUGUAGACAUGCGGAGAACUGAAUUUAAGUUUGGGGAAAUGAGACAGGUGGUUAGGUGCACCGCACAUCAUUAAAAUACAGGUAUUCAUGAGACUCCCUAUACUUCCUAUUCUUCCAGCCUGUGAAAAGAAAGAUCCCGUAGCCCCAAAGGUCCGCUUGCUCCAUUCCUCCUGCAAGGCCAGCUCCAGAGAUGCCACCAUUGAGUUGAUGUGCGUUAUCUCCAACUUCUACCCCAACAAUGUGACGGUAAAUUGGCUGGUGAGUGAGAAACCUAUGUCGCAACCCUCUUUCACUGAGCAGCCCUGGAAAGACACCCAUGGGUACACCUUCAGUACCAUCAGCACAGUCAACAUUAGCCAAGCAGACUGGGAAGAUGGGAAUGUCUACGUCUGCCAGGUGUCCCACACAGCAACCCAAACUUCUGUGAGAAGCAAAGCCAAGAUCUGUGAAGGUAAGAACUCCUGACUCAGUUCUGACUUGGUUAGGUUCGGAUGAAGUGGGCAUGGACUGAAAAACAGAAAGGCCAAGAGCAAGGGGCUACUUCCAUUUUAUGCUGGGUUUCCCAAUGGCCCAGAAAUACAUCCAUCAUGGUCCUUUGCUAUUUGGAAUGGCUUUUUCCAACCUUUUGCCCUACUGGUAUAUCUGAGGUUUUACUGCAUUUAUCUGGAACUUCACAGACUGAACCAACUGGAGGCAGGACUCUGUGUCGUAGAGGCAGGACUCUGUGUCAUCAACUCAGUUUUCCUUUGAAAAAUAUUGAUAGGGGGCUUUUUCACACACUCAGAUUUCUCCAGUUUAGAUUAAAUGUUUGUCAGGGAGUUGAGGAAACACAUUUCUCUUCUUCUGCAGAAGGCAGUUUAGCUUGAUUACUUGUGCCACGAGCUGUCAAUGUCUCUAUGGCACACUGGUGUUGAUAGUGAUCCAUCGGGGAAUCUGGGGAAUGGGCAAACACACUAGUUAAAGGGGUGCAAGUUCCAAAAACAACAGAGAACUGGGAUUAUUCAGCAAUGGUAGAAGGUGCUGGAGUUGUUCAAGGGAAGGGAAGGGACUGGCAGGAACUCUCAGGUGAGCCAAAUGGGGAGCCUGGACUGACUUAGCUGUAGAGCUACUCUGAAAGAGAAGCAAGCAGAGCAGGAAAAGAUUCUGUGAGCAGGCUGGGAGGGAAAUGGUGGGAGGAGACUUGGGACUUGACAUGGGUUUUUGUAUUCCCAGACUCCUCAGGAACUCCCCUCAAAGUUUUCAUCCUACCCCCAAGCCCCAACGACCUUUACAUGGAUAAGCAACCAAAACUCAGCUGCGUGGUAGUCAACUUAGAAAGCGAAGAGGAAGAACUGGAAGUGACCUGGUCACGGCAGACAGCAGGAAGUCUAAGCCCUGAGCCACUUGCAUGGAGAGAGGAGGUUAAUAACACCUUCACUGCAUCCAGCUCUGUGAUCAUUUCCGCAAGCGCCUGGUUGUCAGGGGAGCCUUUUAUCUGCACAGUGCAACACCCAUCCCUGCCUCAACCGAAAACAAGAGAGAUUAGCAAGAAGAAAGGUAAGCGGGAAGCAGGCCUGCUCUCCACCCUGCAAAUGGUGUCCCAAAUUUCCCAGCAACCUCCUGAGCAGGAAAGAGAUUACUGAAAAGGCAUAUCAAUGUAGCACCAUUUAGAACAAACACAAUAUACCAAUGUGGACAGUGAGAUCUGGCAACACACACACAAAAAAUUCAACAUGUUGCAUGUAGUUUGAGGGGGGCAUAGUUGCUUGUGGUCCCCACAACCGUCCCACCAUCACAACCCACAUGCAGUGCUUUAAAAAACCUGUACAGCAUGUUUUGACACUUGUGCCAAGGGAAGUUGUACCACAUAGGAAAUGAUGCCUCUAGCAUACUGGUUUCCACCCUCAUAAAAAUGAAGUCUCUAUUCCGUGUGAUAACUUUCCAUCUGACUAAUAAUAAUAGUUGUGCAACAUGUCCUGACGUAGAUGGACUAUUGUUGCUAUUAUGUACAAAGCAGUUAUGAACAUCAUUGUAACCAAGGCCCAUUUCGCACCUUUAAUCUGCCCCACAGGCAGAUGCUUGAGUGACAGCUCUGGAGAGGCAGCGUCGGAGAACAAGCCUCCUGGUUUGGGGCAGUUUGGGGGGUCCUUGUGUGCUACGAAAUUUCUGUAUACGCCUGAGAAAAGGGGUGAUGUGAAUGUCCUCUAAAUGGCACAUUAGUGGUGUGUUUUGUUCAUUCACCACAGAGAAGCCCAGCAAACAUGUCAGGGGGUUUUCUGAACCAUUCAAGACACGUAGCCCAAACCAUGUUUCCCUAAGCCAAGGAUGGGAAACUUGUGGUUCUCCAGAUGUAGUUGGACCCCUGCUCCCAUCAACAAAUGGCCAGGGAUUAUGGGAGUUGUAGUUCAGCAGUAUCUGGGAGGCUACAGGUUGCCCAUACCUGGCACAGAAGCCUUUGUAUCUCCUCCGUUCCCCAGCUCCCCACAUGGUUUCCACUAAUUUGACCUAAACUGAAUAGUCAUUUUCUUUUUCUCUUUCUGUUUCCCUAUGCAUAACCAGAAACCAAAGAAGCUCCAGGUGUGUAUCUCUUCCGCCCCCACGAUGAUGAGCUCAGGUCUAAUGGCCGUUAUGUCUCCAUCACUGCCCUGGUGAGAGGGUUCAAGCCCAGUGACAUUUCCCUGAAAUGGCUCAAGAAUGGGAACCCUCUGCCUGAAGCUGACUAUCUCAGCACCCCUGUCUACAGUGAUGGCGAUGGUUUAUAUUUCUUGUUCAGCAAGCUGAAAGUCCCCAAAGCAGACUGGAACAGAGGUGAUGCCUAUACCUGCAUGGUUGUCCAUGAAGGUCUGACCCUCAAGUUCAUUCAGAAGACCAUUGAGAAAUCCCGGGGUAAAAAAUGAAAACGGCCCUCAGCCAGCAUUGCGAUCCCCUCGCCCUAUGGCCCCAGAUUUUUUUCUCUCUCGAGAUUGUUAGACCAACCCUGUGUAAAAAAUCUCCAUGCAAAAAUGUACCCAAGGGCUGAAUAAAAAAAGAACUCAUCCAAAGACUGUCAUAGAUAUCUAUUAUUGUGGCUCUUCCAGGAGAGAAGGUGACUUGUGGGGGGAUUAAUGGGGAAAUGGGAUUAAUCUCUCGAAAACAAAUGCCAAAUGUUUAAGGUUGGCAGCAGGGGGAAAAUGUGUUUAUCACUGUCACAGUUGUAUCCUAUUUCCAACAAGGAGCCCAGGCCUUCAAAUAUCAGGUAAUGCCAAGCUAGCCUCACAACAGCCUUGAGGAAGCUUGGUUUCUCCCAGGCCACCCAGUGAAUCUUCAUUACCAAGUGGUGACUUGACUCUCCAAGCCUCACACACAUCUCCCCGCACCAAUCCCAACACUCUGCUCACUGCUCCACACUGCCUACCCUCUGCACAUGCUCAGAAGGGCACACUCUCAUUUUCCAUUUGGGAGAGCAAAAAGUGUUUCAGUCAGUCAUACUGCGAGGACAUAUAAAGAUACAUGGUGUGGUCUCAAAAGGAACACACAGACACACAUGCACACCACAGGAUUUUUUUUAUACAAAAGAAACACUAAAAAAUAAGAGACAAAAUGGCAGAGAAACAGAUGUGUUUUACAAUUUCCUUUCAUAUUCUAAAAAAAAAAAAUUAAAGGCAAGCUUUGGUCAGUAUAGUCACUUUCUUGGCAUCUAUUUACAGAGAGAGGAAGGGCAACAGAAAAUUAUGUUUUCUGAUAUAAUCUCUCCUCCCCCAUCCCACUUCCCCCAUCAAACAGGUACAAAGCAUAUGAUGUAAAAGCUGGCGUCAGAGGUUGGCCAAAAAACAAUCAGAUAAUGUUUUAUCUUUGUGAAAUAUUGGUGGCGGUAAAGGUUAGAAGAAGUAGAAUUUGGAAAUGGGUGUGUGUGUGUAAGGGGUCUUGCAGGGAAAGUGAGGCAUCUUCCUCCCCUGACCCCCCCCCCCAAGACAGUGACAGUCUGGAGGCACCUCUUGUAGGAAGCAAGUAAAUCCAAAUUCACAAAGCAUUCAGGCCAGAUUAAUGGAGUGCUCACACACUGCGGAGUGAAAGAAUUGAAAGUAACAUUUCCUUUGACUUAAGGGGCUUGUGAACUCCGCCUCAGAUUCAGCUGGGCCUUUAAAAAUGACUCGGGAAUAGACACAAGACCUCAAGCACAGAGUGUGCCCUUGUUCACCUAACAAGGCUAGAAACAUCAUAAGAGACAUAACAGCUUGACACUGGUACCUAGGGAUUUGGGCAUUUUUUUUGCAUUUGAACGUAUAAGAGAAAACUAUUUAGGGCCAACAGAGCAAACAAAGAGAUGGGGGGCACAAAACCAACCUAAAAUAUCCACAUGCCCACAGAGAAGCGCAUGGAUAAAUGAACACGUGCACACAAAAUUCAUUAUGCCCUCCUCAUGUGGAAAGAAAGUGGCCAGCCCUUAUUUGAGACAGCUCUAUAGAAGCCGCAGUUGUAAGAGAUGUGUUUCUUGCAUUACAAAAGUUAAGUCAGUCAUAGGAUAUUUGUGCCUUAUAUGUGGCCUCUUGAUUUUGUUAGCAAAGUGAUUGGAAUAAAGCAGAGAUAAUCCAGAGAGAAAGGAGACAGAUAAAACUGUACUGAGGUAAACAGGGCAAAACCAGUUUAUGAAAUAAAACAGGGAGAUUUGUCUCUCUUAGGUCAGAUCUAUGCAGCUAAUGGGAGGAAUCCUUCAGAACCGCAUAUCUCUACUUCUCCUCCAGCUGUCAAAUCUCAACUGCCUUUCUCAUGGACAGCUAAAUCCCAAAUGACAGGAAUCUCCAGUCAAUCAGAGUCUGCUGUCAUAAAGACUAAUAGCAGAAUCAACCCCUUCAAGUCAUGCACUGAAUGCAUUUCCAACAGACUCAACAGACAGAGACUCACAAACUUCUUCUUUUUUCUACACUGUCCCCACCAAAUGCUUGGCUACUUCUACACCAAGGUUAACCACUGCCAUGUUUAGUGUACUUGUUGGUGUUGGGUUUGGGAGCUAGGCCUCCAGAUUCAAAUCCCUGCUCAGCCAUGAAGCUCACUGCGUGGCCUUUCUAAAACAACUUGCUCCCUCAUAAAAUAAGCUUACUAAGGCUGAAUUAAGAUAUCCCUGCUGUCUCCAAAUAUCACAAGUUUUCCACAGGAUUAUUUCAUCCUGUCGUUCCCAAUGCCUCGUCGUUGCCAUCAAGGAUAGGAUCCACUUGGUCAUGUGGCAAACAUGUCUAGCAACUGUUUUCAACGCUUCUGCAGAUUCGUAAUACACAGAUGCUGAGUAACAUGGCCAAAAGGGCAUCACAAGUGGUGCCCUAGAGACAUGAGAAAUAAACCCAGAAGAACUGGGUGAACCAGUGUUUCGGCAGAGAGACUGGAAACAAAGGGAGGGAGAGCUCUCAUGAGAGUGAACCUACUUUGUAUGCCUUGGCCUAAAUGUAACAUGGGGUGAACAAACCACUAGUACAAAAUUUAGAUGAUCAUAGUUCGUGUUAUGUAGAAUUUGGAGACAAAUCAACACUUGUGCAUUUCAUUCAUACUCGCAGUGCAUCAUAGGCUUCAUAGUUGCCAUCAGACUAAAAUAAUAAUACUAUAUCAAUGAUGCAGCAUGACUGUGGAUGAAGUGUGGAUGAAAAGGAUUAUCUGACACCUGUAUAACAUUAAAGAUAAGACUAGAUGGGAACAAACAUUUGCAUAACCCUCCAUAAGAGUUAAGUACAGUGGUACCUUGGUUUAAGAACAGCUUAGUUUAUGAACAACUUGGAUUAAGAACACUGCAAACCCAGAAGUAGGUGUUUUGGUUUGUGAACUUUGCCUUGGAAACAGAACAUGUUCCACUUCUUGUUGAGUGUGUUCCAUUUGUGAAUUGAGUCCCCCGCUGCUAUGGGAAAGCACGCUUUGGUUUAAGAACACUUUGGUUUAAGAAUGGACUUCCGGUACGGAUUAACUUCUUAAACCAAGGUACCACUGUACAAUCAUAUUCUAGGGGAAGGCAGGCUCCAUGUUUAUGCAGAAUGAUGGGAUUCAGAAGUAGAUGGAUAUACUUGUGGGUCAAUAGAUAGAUGGACUAUUCAUAUUGGGGAAUUUUAUAUUUAUGAACACUGAGAAUGGCGUCUCUUUCUUCCCCACAGUGAUAAUAAUAUCGACAGAGGUUGAUCUCAGCGACGAGGUCGAAGAGGAACUGGAAAAAUUAUGGACCACCAUCUUGGUUUUCUUCAUUCUCUUCCUCAUCAGUGUGUGUUACAGCACCACAAUGACACUCUUCAAGGUGAGGGGAAAGGAAGGGGAAAACACAUAUCAGCAUUUGCAUUCGGCAGUGAGAGAGCCCGAAGGAGGAAGAAAGCAACAACUAAAACCCAAGAGAUAAGUGUUUAAAAUAUAUGUAUCAUUCGCUGUUUGCUGGGGAGGAGAGAGGGACGUAGAAUAUAGGUUGCACACACACCAGACAUUUAAAGCUCUUCCCCCAGAGAAUCCUGGGAACUGUCAUUUAUUCCUCACAUUUAUGUAUCUCCCAGCAGCCUUAGCAAACCACAAUUCCCAUGAUUCUUUGGGGGAAGCCAUGUGCUUUAAACGUAUGGUGUGUAGGCAGCCUAUUUCUUUAACCUCCUAAUCUGCUCUCCUUCCUCUUUAACAAACCUCUAUAUGGUCCAGAACUUGUGGAAAUUUCCAAGGAUCUGCUACCACUCUGGAUCAUAAGUGGAGUCUGAAAGGCUCAAGGCACAGGGCUGUAAUUAAACAAAAACAAAAACACUGCAUUUGUUUGAGGAAAAUGUUCUUUAUGUGGCAUUUCAAAGUGGAAGAAAAGAAAUAUCUUAAAAUGGCACAAGUGUAAUAACAGUACAUUCAAGAGAACUUAGGCAAAAGUCCUGCACUGACUGCAUUUGAAGAUUCCUUCAGCUAUUGGUUGGCAGAAAGAGUUUUGCUUCUAAAUAACCUCUUACUAAUGUAGGCAAGAUACGACAUUUUUGAAGGUUCAAAGAACAGCAUGGGACUAGAUUCAGGUAGGUAGCCGUGCUGGUCCGAUGCAGUCGAAAUAAAUAAAAAAAUUAUCCAGCAGCACCUUAGAGACCAACUAAGUAUGUUCUGGGUAUAAGCUUUCGUGUGCAGGCACACUUCUUCAGAUAACCUGUUUGCAUAAGGGCUUUCAAAAAGCCCUGUACUGUUCUUUUCUAUGUAUCUGUUUAUUUGAAGUCACAACAGUCAGUGUUUCGAAAUGCAGCAUCACCUGAUGUACCUAAGACAUCAGGUGACUGACACAUGGGAGCCCCCAUCUACCUGUUAAAUCAUGCCCUCUGCAGUGGGCAGCUAAGGAUCUGGUCCACCAGUCAAAAAAGGUUCCCCAGCUCUGUUCAACACUCACCCCUGUCCUCUCUCCCCCACUCUUCACCCUCCAUCCCAACAGGUAAAAUGGAUUUUCUCCACUGUGGCAGACCUGAAGAAGCAGCCUGUAGGCCCUGAAUACAAGAAUGUCAUCCCACAGACAUUCUAG
Molecule: messenger RNA, 11614 nt
Organism: Podarcis lilfordi (Lilford's wall lizard)
Lineage: Eukaryota; Metazoa; Chordata; Lepidosauria; Squamata; Lacertidae
Source: the annotation of a GenBank genome assembly